Durusdinium trenchii is the source of this 2451-nucleotide messenger RNA. Lineage: Eukaryota; Dinophyceae; Suessiales; Symbiodiniaceae. The record is from the annotation of a GenBank genome assembly.
AUGUUUGAGACCCAUGUGCAUAGACAUAGCCUGAUGGCUUCCAUUGAUCCCGAUGCCCCUGGCUACAGAAGAUAUCGGUAUCGCGAGUUCGGGGAGGAGGCUGUUGCUGAAUUUGAUGAUGCACACUUGGCUUGGAGCGGUACAUUUGAGUCUCAUACGUCUUCUGCACACAGCGAGUAUCAAGAUAGAUUGCGAGCCAUUCACUUGCGCAAGCAGGGAUGGACAAAAGCAGACAUUGCAAAAAGUAUCGGACGAUCAGACAGGUUUAUAUCUCGGUGGUGGCAGCUCGAACCACUUGCUGUCCCACGUCCACCUGGAGUUCAUCAAUACCUGGCCCACAGUAUGAUAAACGAGAAGAAGGUGGACCGUACCAACAUGUGGAGAGGUGUAGAAGUGGUGAGAGGUUUCUUCAAGGAUACUUCUGGCUUGUAUGAUGAGGUAGUCUCCAAUUUCACCUCAUGGAAGCAAUCUGCAUCAGAGACAAAAGACUUCAGGACAGCAUCUUACUUUCUUCGUUAUGACCGUGAAGGCAAAAUGCGAAUGAUGACAAUGAAAUCGGCUGGCUACAGGUCUGGUCUUGUUCCGCGAUUGGAUGCACUUGUAUCCAAAAUCCAUCAGAAGAUCAAAAUCACUGAUCCCAAUCAUGGUGCAGGCAUGUAUUGGUUUUCAGAUGGAGACGCCAGCGUGGGAAGUCACAGACAUGUUUUCUGGAGUGCCAGAGUAGCCAUGGGCGCUGAACGAAUCAUGAUGGUGGACAAGACACCCAUCCUGAUGCAGGAGGGCGAUCUUGUUAUCAUAGGACCUCAGCGGCACGGCGUGCCAUCCAUGCCGGACAUCAGUGAGGGGAGUCUGAGAAUAUCAGUUCCUUUCAAGCCAACAAACAAUGAAACAAAGAAGGGCCAGCGUGAAGAGGCAGAUGGAUGGGAAGGGCACGAAGAGUACGAAGAGUACGAGGAAUACGAAGAGUACGAAAGGGGAGCUGAAGAGCAAGAAUUAUAUGGCAGUUGCACAGACGUACAAACUCUUGUGUCCAUGGGCUUUGACGAGACUGCUUCGGCGACGGCACUUGAAUUUUGUGGCAGCCUUGAGAGAGCAGUUGAAGCAUUGACUAAUCCAGAGUUUGCUGAAAUCUUGAAAGUACAAGCCGUCCAAGCCGCAGAAUCAGCAGAUGUUGCAGAUGUUGACGAAGCUUUAGCAAGGAGAUUGCAGAUGGAGGAGCUGCAAGAAGAUGAUACCGAGCUGCAAGAACAAUUCGAAGAAUAUGAACGGCUUUUGGAGAUUGAUGAUGCUGAGAGGGGAUGGGAUGGUUAUGGAGACCUGAUGCACAACUCCGUUCGAAGAGCCAAUUUGAAUCUUGACAUGCUUGGACCACAAACACUGUACUCUGUGGGAGCAGCUGCUCAGACUGAAAAACAGUUUUUCGAGCUCUUGUCUUUGCACUCUAUUCGGAUACUUUAUGACUUCAGGCCCUCGGACUACAAAGAUGAGGUCCGGUACCAACAGCCACAUUUCGAAGUGCGCAUCCUCAAGUCCAAUUGCCGACAACGCAACAUACACUACCGACACGUGGCAGUGGGUAGGGAGACAGCUUUUGGCGUUUUGCGGCACUUGCAGAGUGAUGAAGUACAGCAUAUUCUGGUAGAGUUGACCUGGCAGGCCAAGCACAAGGGAAGGACUGCCUUCCUGGGUCCUGAAGAGGAUUGGCAGGCAGAUGGUCGAGUUGCCCUGGCCGAGGAACUUGUCAAACAUGGACACAGAGUUUGUCACAUUCGCCGAGAUGGCGCGCUGGAAAAGCAUUCAGCUGGGACACAGAUGCCGGACUUUUUGGUACAAGAAGAAGCACGCUUGCGCAAGAUCCACGCGCAGCGCCAAGCAGGGGAGCUUCAUCGGCCUGAGAAAUCAGCUGUGGAUCGCAGUACAGAGGCCGUGGCGCGUUCUCUCGCAAGUGAGAAGACUCAGGUUGACGUAAGCGCUGAACUUCGGGAUGCCGAAAACCAGGAUGCUCUUGUCAAGGCUCAAAAGCGCAUGGUCCGGCUGCAGGUCUCUGCUAACAAGAAGGAACCCGGCCUUGGGAAAAAGGAGCUAGUAGGUGUCCCCUCUCACAUUGCUCGGGAGGCGGCGGCUGUGAGAGAACGCUUGGAGGCAAAGAAGGCUGACAAGUCCAAAGGCACUUCCACCCCGAAAGUGGACACCAACUAUGUCGAUCAUUCUAGUUCUGCAGCGGCAUCGUCUUCGGAACCUCCGCAAGAAUGGUCUGUGGGGCAAACAGAGGUUCAGAAUGCUCCCGCCCGGCCACCUGUGGAUUCUGGAACCAUGGCAGAGCCGGUGGAACCAGAGCACGUUGAACCCGAGCUCGUCGAACCAGAGCGCCGACGUCGCUGGGGAUCAAGCGACCCCAGACCAGAGAAUGUGUCACGCCGUUGGGGGAAUCAUGGUGAUCGAAAGACUUAA